Leopardus geoffroyi (Geoffroy's cat) is the source of this 2895-nucleotide messenger RNA. RefSeq names its product prolyl endopeptidase (gene PREP). The record is from RefSeq and is a predicted model, not a curated record. Bases 306 to 2438 code for a protein of 710 amino acids. Gene Ontology annotation, biological process: proteolysis. The transcript has 15 exons. NCBI's taxonomy places the organism in Eukaryota, Metazoa, Chordata, Mammalia, Carnivora, Felidae. Gene Ontology annotation, cellular component: cytosol. Gene Ontology annotation, molecular function: serine-type endopeptidase activity; oligopeptidase activity.
GAGGGAGCUGUGCGCCCGGCCCGGCGCACGCACGGCGCCGCCCGCUCCCUCUUGCCGCCGCAGCCGCCGCUGGGCCCGCCCGCCGGGGAGGGGCUCCCGGCCUCGCCGACAGUUGCUUCCUGCUUCCAGCACGUCCUCGCCGCUUGCCGCCGGUCGGGUCGUGAGAGUCCUGGCCGAGAGCCGCCCGCCGCAGCCGCCGCCGCCCGCUCGGCCCCUGCCCGCGCCCCAGCCUCGCCCCGCGGCCAGCCCGGCCGGCUCGCGCCCGCAGUCCGCGCCCCCACGCCGCCCCACGCCCGCCCCUGGCCAUGCUGUCCUUCCAGUACCCCGACGUGUAUCGCGACGAGACCGCCGUACAGGAUUAUCAUGGACAUAAAAUUUACGACCCUUAUGCUUGGCUUGAAGAUCCAGACAGCGAGCAGACAAAGGCUUUUGUUGAGGCCCAGAACAAGAUUACUGUUCCAUUUCUUGAACAAUGUCCUAUCAGAGGUUUAUACAAAGAGAGAAUGACUGAACUGUAUGAUUAUCCCAAGUAUAGUUGCCACUUCAAGAAGGGAAAACGGUAUUUCUAUUUUUACAAUACAGGUUUGCAGAACCAGCGAGUAUUAUACGUACAGGAUUCCUUAGAAGGUGAAGCCAGAGUGUUCCUCGACCCCAACAUACUCUCUGACGAUGGCACGGUGGCUCUCCGAGGCUAUGCAUUCAGUGAAGAUGGUGAAUAUUUUGCCUAUGGUCUGAGUGCCAGCGGCUCAGACUGGGUGACGAUCAAGUUCAUGAAAGUUGAUGGUGCCAAAGAGCUUCCAGAUGUGCUUGAGAGAGUCAAGUUCAGCUGUAUGGCAUGGACCCAUGAUGGGAAGGGGAUGUUCUACAACUCAUAUCCCCAACAGGAUGGAAAAAGUGAUGGUACAGAGACAUCCACCAAUCUCCACCAAAAACUCUGUUACCACGUGUUGGGGACUGAUCAGUCAGAAGAUAUUUUGUGUGCUGAGUUUCCUGAUGAGCCCAAAUGGAUGGGUGGAGCUGAGUUGUCUGACGAUGGUCGCUAUGUCUUAUUAUCAAUAAGGGAGGGAUGUGAUCCAGUAAACCGACUCUGGUACUGUGACCUACAGCAGGAAUCCAAUGGCAUCACUGGAAUCCUGAAGUGGGUGAAACUGAUCGACAACUUUGAAGGAGAAUAUGACUAUGUGACCAAUGAGGGGACGCUGUUCACCUUCAAGACAAAUCGCCAUUCGCCCAACUAUCGCCUGAUCAACAUCGACUUCACGGAUCCUGAGGAGUCUAAGUGGAAAGUGCUUGUGCCUGAGCACGAGAAAGAUGUCUUAGAAUGGGUAGCUUGUGUGAGGUCUAACUUUUUGGUGUUAUGCUACCUCCAUGAUGUGAGGAACGUUCUGCAGCUCCACGACCUGGCCACGGGCGCUCUCCUCAAGACCUUCCCACUGGAGGUCGGCAGUGUUGUGGGGUACAGCGGUCAGAAGAAGGACACCGAAAUCUUCUAUCAGUUUACUUCCUUUUUAUCUCCAGGUAUCAUUUAUCACUGUGACCUCACCAAAGAGGAGCUGGAGCCACGAGUCUUCCGAGAGGUUACCGUGAAAGGGAUCGAUGCUUCCGAUUACCAGACAGUCCAGAUUUUCUACCCCAGUAAGGAUGGUACAAAGAUUCCAAUGUUCAUUGUACAUAAAAAGGGCAUAAAAUUGGAUGGCUCUCAUCCUGCUUUCUUAUAUGGCUACGGCGGCUUCAACAUAUCUAUCACACCCAACUACAGUGUGUCCAGGCUCAUCUUUGUGAGACACAUGGGCGGUGUCCUUGCAGUGGCCAACAUCAGAGGAGGCGGCGAAUACGGAGAGACGUGGCAUAAAGGUGGUAUCUUGGCAAACAAACAGAACUGCUUUGAUGACUUUCAGCAUGCUGCAGAAUAUCUCAUCAAGGAAGGUUACACAUCUCCCAAGAGGCUGACUAUUAAUGGAGGUUCAAAUGGAGGCCUCUUAGUGGCUGCUUGUGCAAAUCAGCGUCCUGACCUCUUCGGUUGUGUUAUUGCUCAAGUUGGAGUAAUGGACAUGCUGAAGUUCCAUAAAUAUACCAUUGGUCAUGCCUGGACCACCGAUUAUGGGUGCUCAGACAGCAAACAACACUUCGAAUGGCUUAUCAAAUAUUCUCCGUUGCAUAACGUGAAGUUACCGGAGGCAGACGACAUCCAGUACCCGUCCAUGCUUCUCCUCACCGCCGACCACGAUGACCGCGUGGUCCCACUCCACUCCCUGAAGUUCAUUGCCACCCUUCAGUACAUCGUGGGCCGUAGCCGGAAGCAGAGCAACCCCCUGCUUAUCCACGUGGACACCAAGGCAGGCCACGGGGCUGGGAAGCCCACGGCCAAAGUGAUAGAAGAAGUCUCGGAUAUGUUUGCAUUCAUAGCACGGUGCCUGAACAUCGACUGGAUUCAGUAAAUGGAAUUUCCCACUCCCUCCUGACAGCCGGGGAAAACCUCAAGGGCUUUCACACCGUUAACCCGGAGAAACCACUGGGCAUCAUGCUUCCCCACAUGGACACUAUUCCCGCACUCACAGACUGCAGUUGAACAGAACUGCUGCGGGAAUUUUAUCUUUUUUAGGCUUCUCCUUUUUAGCAAGCCCUUGGCGUUUCUUUUUCCACCCUGUGCAGGCACAUGUUUUAAAAAAAAAAAAAAAAAAAUUAAAAAGGCAUGUUUGGAUAAAUAGCUAAAUGGCAGCCAACACAUCGUGAAUAAUAGAUCGCUGAAUUCAGAGCCGUAGUCGGGCACACUUCAUAUAGAGCACUCAGUGAAAUGUGCUUCUGUAACAGUAACCAAUAUAGCUUUAAAUGUGAGAGCUGUUCUCAUGAAAAAGACUUCUUUACAACAAUAAUAAAUGUUAUUUAAGAAUGGGA